Molecule: messenger RNA, 1422 nt
Organism: Mucor velutinosus
Lineage: Eukaryota; Fungi; Mucoromycota; Mucoromycetes; Mucorales; Mucoraceae
Exons: 5
Coding region: 1-1422 (473 amino acids)
Biological process (GO): tyrosyl-tRNA aminoacylation
Cellular component (GO): mitochondrion; cytosol
Molecular function (GO): tyrosine-tRNA ligase activity; RNA binding; ATP binding
Source: RefSeq, a predicted model, not a curated record
AUGUUCAUUCUAAAAAGAGCUGGCAGCUCAGCAUGGAUUUCAAGUAUCAAGGUCAACAAAUCCUUCUUGAGCACCUAUUCCAAUGUCAUUACAGACAUGACGCAUCGCGGUCUCGUAUCCAAUGUUACAAGUCCUGAAGUAACUGAAAAGACCAACUCGCCUACCGCCAUCUACUGUGGUGUCGAUCCUACCGCCAAAAGUCUUCAUCUAGGAAACCUCGUUACUUUGAUGGGGUUACUGCAUUUCCACGUCAGAGGACAUCAAACCAUUGCUCUCGUGGGUGGAGCUACUGGAAGCAUUGGCGAUCCUUCAGGCCGUAAAUCUGAGCGUGUGCCAUUAUCACAAGAUGUGCUCAAGGUCAACGUGGCCGGCAUCGAGAGCCAAAUUCAUCGAUUUUUCAAAAAUGGAGCUGCUUAUGCCAAAAGACAUGGAUUUGAUCAAACUGACCAUUUGACACCCAAAGUAUUGAACAAUUACAGCUGGUUUAGCUCCAUGACAGCCAUCGACUUUUUGAGUUCCGUGGGGAGAUUUGCUCGGGUAAACACCAUGUUGGCCAAAGAGAGUGUGAAAUCGAGAAUGGAUACAACACAAGGCAUCAGUUUCACAGAGUUCUCGUAUCAAUUGCUGCAGGCGUAUGAUUUCUGGUAUCUUUACAAGCACCACCAAUGUCGAAUUCAGUUGGGUGGUAGCGAUCAAUGGGGUAAUAUUACAGCCGGUAUCGACAUGAUUUACAGAAAAAGACAACAGGAGGAGGAAGAAAUAGAGAAAAAGGAUGACAUGGAAUCAAGAGCAUUUGGUAUCACCAUCCCAUUGCUGUUGACCUCGACCGGCGAGAAAUUUGGAAAAUCAGCUGGUAAUGCUGUUUGGCUGGAUGAGUCCAUGACAAGCGUGUUUGAUUUUUAUCAGUUUUUGAUGAAGACGACAGACAGCGAUGUUGGCAAGUACUUGGAGAUGUUUACAUUUUUGACAAAGGAGCAGGUCUCUGACAUUAUGGCCCAACAUCAACAAUCACCCGAAUCAAGAAUUGCUCAAACGGCACUUGCCAACGAAACGACUGAACUUGUACAUGGCAGUGAUGGUUUACGUAAAGCAAAGACAGCAACUCGAGUGCUAUUUGGAGAUGAUUUAAGCACUUUAACCGGGGAUCACAUUAUUGAAGCAUUCAAAUCUGACGCUAAUCGAUUUAUUCAACUGGAAAGAUCAGCCGUUAUUGGUGCAGGGCUGGAUAAGGUUGCAUCUAUUACAAAUGCUGCAAAGUCUAAAUCUGAUGCACAAAAGAAGAUGAAGGCCGGUGGAUUCUAUCUCAAUAACCAACGCGUAACCAAUGUCAAGCAGACAAUUGAGGAAUCUGAUUUAAUAGACGGCAAAGUAUGUGUGCUGCGAAGUGGCAAGUCGUCUUACUAUUUGAUUCAAGUCAUUUAA